AUGCACCUUAUCAGUAAAGUUAAUACAGAUUUUAUUUUUAACAAAAGAAGAAGACGAACAAUAUCUUUUGAUUUUCAAAACGAAAUAACAAAGUCGAAUGAUAUUCAAAUAAAUGUUAUAUCAGAAACAAGUAUAGAUAAUCAUACACCAAGUCAUACUGAAACAAUUAUUGAUAAUAAUAAAAUUUCGUUAUCACCAAAUAAAUUAGAUCUUCAUCGAAAUUUAAAAGAACGACAUAUGAUUAUGAUUGCAUUAGGUGGAACAAUCGGUACUGGAUUAUUUUUAGCUUCUGGUCAAGUAUUAGCAUCAUCAGGACCUGGUGGUUCUCUUAUUUCCUAUCUUAUUGUUUCCAUUAUGGUUUAUUUUGUUAUGACAAGUUUAGCUGAACUUUCAACACAAUUUCCAACAAGUGGUUCAUUUAGUACAUAUGCAAGUCGUUUUGUCGAUGAAGCAUUAGGUUUUACAUUAGGUUAUAAUUAUUAUCUUGCUGGUGUAACAGUACUUGCUGGUGAAUUAAUAGCUGCCGGAAUUAUUAUACAAUUUUGGUUACCAUAUUUUCCAACUAUUAUUUGGUCUCUAUUAGGAAUGAUAAUAAUGGUUAUAUUAAAUGCAUUUACAGUAAAAGGUUAUGGAGAAGCUGAAUAUUGGUUUGCUAUGAUUAAAGUUUUAACUGUUAUUAUAUUUAUAAUAGUUGGUUUAUUAAUUGAUAUAGGUAUACUUGGACAUGUUAAAAUUGGAUUUCAUAAUUGGAAAAUUGAUGGUGCACCUUUUUAUCAAGGUAUAAGUGGAAUUAUUGCUAGUUCAAUUGCUUUAGCUUUUGCAUUUGGAGGUACAGAAUCUAUUAGUAUAACAGCAGGUGAAUGUGCAAAUCCUCAUCGUGAUGUUCCACGUGCAAUGAAUGGAACUAUUUGGCGUAUUAUUCUAUUUUUUGUUGGAUCAAUUAUAAUAAUGGGUCUUGUUAUUCCAUAUAAUGAUCCUAGUUUAGGACAUGAUGGUAUUAAAAAUGCAGCUGUAUCACUAUUUACACUUGUUUUUGUUAAAUCAGGUCUUAAACCAGCUGUACAUAUUAUGAAUGCAGUUAUAUUAACAGCAAUAUUAUCAGCUGGAAAUUCAUGUCUUUAUGCAUGUACACGUAUGUUAUAUGCUUUAGCUAAUGAAGAAAAAGCUCCAAAACAAUUUACAUAUGUAAAUCGACGUGGUAUUCCAAUAUGGUGUCUUAUAUUUACAGUAUUAAUAUCAACAAUAUUAUUUGGUUUAUCAUUUAUUGGUAAUAAAAUAAUUUAUCGAUGGUUAGUUAAUAUAGUAGGUGUAAUGGGUUUUAUAGCUUGGUUUGGAAUAUCAUUAUCUCAUUGGAGAUUUCGUCGAGCAUUUAUUUUACAAGGUUAUUCAUUAAAUGAUCUUGUGUAUAAAUCAUUAUUUUUUCCAGUUGGAUCAAUAAUAGCAUCAUUAUUAACAUGUAUAUUUAUUUUUGGACAAGGUUAUUCAGCAUUUACAACACAUCCAUUUAGUUUUAGUAAUUUCUUAGCAGCUUAUAUAACAUUACCUUUUUUUUUAAUUAUUUUUUUUGUUUAUAAAUUUGUUAAAAAGACACGUUUUAUACCUUUGAAAGAAAUUGAUCUUGUAACUAAUAAUAUUAUGUUUCAUCAAACAUAA
Rotaria sp. Silwood1 is the source of this 1653-nucleotide messenger RNA. The record is from the annotation of a GenBank genome assembly. Lineage: Eukaryota; Metazoa; Rotifera; Eurotatoria; Philodinida; Philodinidae.